AUGGUUGGAAACGAACCUCUAAGACCAGCAUUGAAUCACGGAGGAAUCGGCCCUAUUCGUCACGAAUCUCCAAAUCACCGCUUCUCGCCUUUCGGUCAGGUUCCGCCACGACCAAACGACAUUAGACAACCUUUAAACAUGAACUCAUUUCCCGAGCCCCAGAACUGUCCUUGUGUCUUCGUGUAUGGCUUACCACAACAAAAGGAGGACAAAGAACCUUUAAAUGAGUUACUUUUGUAUCGUCUGUUUUCCCCGCACGGCGCCAUUUUGUCCAUACAUGCAAAGGAAGGCAGUGCUUAUGCGUUUGUGAACAUGAUGAAAUAUGAGGAAGCCGUGAAAGCAGUUGGGAACUUGAAUGGGUAUUACCUUCAGCAGCAUAACACACAUCUGCAGGUGUCAUUUAAAAAGAAUAAACCCCAGUAGGUAGGAAAGACGUUACCGUUCACCGCAAAGAGCACAGACGCAGUGCAUGUCACUCAGUUGACUCGCUCACACUGUUCAUGUGUUCAUGAUAGUUGAAUAAGCCUGAUAUUACUAACCCCAGUUGGUAAUACAGUCUUCUGUCUCUCAACGGACACCUCUAUAAGGCGGACACCUCUGUAAAACGGACACUCAGAGUUGGUCCCUGCCUUUCUUUACUUCCUUUAUUUGACUCUCCAUAAGACGGACAUCUUUCUAAGAUGGACACAUACUGCAGGUCCCCAAGGUGUCUGUCUUAGAAAGAGUUGACCGUAUCUGCGAGGCAGUGCCAGAUCCUUGUUCAGGGCCCCCAUGGACUCAAAUAAUUACUGGAAGUGCAUUUCGAAUUUCCCUUCACCUUGAUUGGCCAAUUGACAAUGGCUUUUUUAACAGGCCAAUCAUGCCACAUACUUGAAUCCUGGCACAAAGGUGUGGGCCCAGGACAAGGAUUUUGGUACUGUUUUUAAGGCGAACUUAACCAGGCCCUGGUUGUUCUAACAUUGGAUAGCACUAUCCACCGAAUAAAUCACUACCCAUCAGUUAAGUAUUGUAGAACCAAUUGUGCUAUCCAGUGGAUAGUGAUUUGCCCAGUGGAUAGUGUUAUCCACCUUAUGGACAACUGGGACCAGAAGUUUAGUUUUGUAUGUGGCAUAGCCUAUAGCUCUCAGAAUGUGAGUGUCAGAUACUGUAUUUCCUUGAAUAAGUGCCCAGGUGCUUAUUUCAUGUAAAGUAAUUAAUCAAAUAAAGGAUGGGUGCUUAUUCGAAGGAGGCCGCUUAAUCAAGGGCGUGCUCGUUACUUUUUCCUCUAGAUGAACUAGAGAAUAGUCGAGUUGUUCCUGGGAAGUUUAUGACAUUUACCAAGAGUGCGGCAAUACAACAAACGUUAAAAGAAGAGAUAACACAUAUAAAGGAACUCUGCAAGCACAUGGAUAGAGAAAUAACUGAAGGAAGAGAAACAUACUAUUCUCCUUUACUAAUCCCGCUGUAGUUGAUGCCUAAAAGGUUAUAACUAAAGUGGUAAUAGAAGCUGGUUAUUCUUGUAUCCCUACUGUUCAAGAAAGUGAGGGGGAGGAGAGGGGGUGCUUCUCUGAUAUUAUGGCCUUGAGGGUGGGCACUUAUUAGAGCAUAGGCCCUUAUUCAAGGAAAUACAGUAUUAUCUGACACUAAGGUUUUGCUAUCAUUAAAGCAGAAACUGUCCCAAUUACACCAUUGCAAGCACUGCAAGCUGAAACUUUAUUUGGAUGAAUUAAUGCUUUGAGUGCGUAAUACAGUUAUAUAACAAUGAUCGGUUGAUACCAUGUUUUGACAGCUGUCAAUUGAUCAUAACAUUGAUGUCCAAUAUCAAGUUUAACACCAAAAAUUUGUAUAAGCCUCAGACUUUUAACCUUAUAAGACAUUUCACAUUGGCCAACAUGACAGGGCAGAUGUACCUACUGAUGAAUUUUGUCACAAUCAAAAUUUUUUGAAUGCAUAGAUCACCAAAUUUUUUACUUCCGCUGCGCGUAAGAACACCAUUAUGGUGUUGCCAUUUAAAUGAGGCCUUGUUAGCAGAACUAUUGCAUGGUACUAUUUGGAAUUUUUGCAAAUUUCUUCAGAGUUGCUAUCAGGACCAGAACUGAAAAGGUUUAAGCAUACUGUAUUUCAUUUCUGAGUGCUCAAAUAGUGAGUUUGGGUUGCCUGUGCUACUUCUAUAAGAGGUUUGUUAACCUGCAAGUUAGCGCAAUUAUUGCGCUAACUUUUGUAUCCUUGAAUAAGACAUAGCUUUUAAUCUGCACAAGGGAAUCCAAGAGUAACUAUGCCUUUACAACCCUCCAAGUUAAAGUCUUUGCUCAGUCGCUAUUUGGCAACCAACUCUUUUGGUUUAGGGAUACUUUUUACAAAUCAAUUCGCCAGCUCCAAAAUUUUAGGCACCAUGGCGACCAAAAUGGUCGCAACUUGGAGGGUUGUUGGAGGGUACACUUGAGGGGUCAUUACUUUGCAGGAUUUUAUUUAUGUUACUUUAAGGGUUAACGUAACUGACAGAUUGAAAGUCUUUAGUAGAUUUCUCUGCCUGUGGCACAAAAUCUGCUAUUUCACCUCUCCAUGCAUUUCUGGCCAAUUUUUUUUGUUGUUAUCUUUGGUGACACAGUACAAAGAAAAGAGGAAAUCCUUUAAAGGGCUUUUAGGCAGUCAGUCCUUAGUUUCAGGAGUUCUUAGCCGGCAUGAAUGGUUAGUGUUACUUUUAGGGAGUGUUGUAUUAUUUUUAAAUAACCUUGAAGGUGUAAAAACACUGUAAUGCUAUGGCUUGAUUACAGUUUGCAGAGACUAGCAUGGUGUGACAAGCUGUAAAACCUGUUAUUGUAUGUCAGACACUGCAAAAGUAUAAAAUAAUGUUUACCUGUAACUUGCAACUGGAAUUUUUUUAUUGUUAUCUACAACUAACUUGACUCAUGGGAGCAGAGGUUAUUGUUGCAAUGCAGUUAGCUUUACUGCGCUUUUCACAAACGCAAACUCUAAAGUUCAAAAGCCGCCUUAACAAUUGCAUUUUUUGCUGCCAUCAAUCAUAAUUAUGAUCACAAGCAACAAACCUCGAAGCACAGAAACACACAAAACAGAUCGAAAUCCACUAAUCACAGAUCACAAAAACCAUGACCUUUUGAACCUGUUUAAGUAAAGUUCUGUUUCCUAAGAGGUCCACUAAGAUGAUUGAGGGCAGCAAAAAAAUGCAAAUGUCAGUUGGGUUUUGAACUUAGAGUUUGCGUGUUUUUAAAAAGCGCAGUAUGGUGCUUUGUCACAAGUAUAUUGCUCUUGUAGGAGAAUUCUGUGAUGAAAUCAUCACUUAGCAUCUUUACCCAUACACGGUAGAGUUAUGAAGAUAUCAAGCAAAUUUCAUUAUUCAAGGAGCACUAUUAUCUUUUUAAUAAUAAUAAUACUUAUAUAGUGCUGAUAUCAAUAUUGCUAUUUUCGUCAGCGCUUGAAAAUAAAAAUAUUUCAAAAAAAAAAUACUAAGACUGCAUAAAAUAUACAUGCAUAAAGUGCAAGAACCUACCAAAAAGAGUUAAAACAAUUAUGUCAACACUAAAACUAUAAAAGUUACCUAGACUACUUAAAUCGUAAAAAACUGCAUAAAACCUCCUAAAAACGAGAUUAAAAAGCACAUAAAAUCACAAAAAAGUUUUCUGAAAUAAAAAUGUCUUGAGUGUCUUUUUAAAAGAGGCUACUGAGGGGCUACUGCUAAUUGCAUAGGGCAAUGAAUUCCAUAGUUGAGGAGCAGCAGCAGCAAAAGAUCGAUCUUCUAACGUUGUCAAAGUCUUGAAUUUCAUAGGGUUUAGAAGCAGUGCUGUAUCCAGACCAUGCGAUGGGGUGGGGGGAGCGGUCAUCCUGGCCCUUAGAUAAGGGGGGGGGACGGUCUCCAAAAAGAUUUUUUUCGGCCCCUAGGGGGGAUGUGCCACUGGGACCCUGAGACCCUACCUUGUUCGAUUUAGGUAAAUUUUCUACUCUAUAGUAGACUUAACUCCCAAAACCACCCCCUAUCCUUGAGUCGACAUUUCUCAGAAAUAACUGAGUUUGACACUUUCUUUGUUAUUAAUAUGUGUUGCAGGUUAAUUUGAAUUCCCUUUUUUUUAUUAUUUAGUGUCAGUGUCAAUUCCUGGUUUCUGUAGUCGAGACUAAAAUCUUCAAGCACUUGAUCAGUUUCCAGGAGAAUGGUACUCUCUGACUCACCCUGUGUUAGGAAAUCCAAGACAGUCUUGGAUUCUGGAUUCCAGGCCUUAGAUUCUAGAUUCCAGGUGUUGGAUUCCAAUCUUUGUCAAUAGAACUUGAAUUCUGGAUUCCAAGCACUGUCGGGACUCCAGAUUCCUUGAGCUGUAUUCCGAAUUCCACAGUCCAAGAUUGUGUUAGGAAAUCCAAGACAGUCUUGGAUUCUGGAUUCCAGGCCUUAGAUUCUAGAUUCCAGGUGUUGGAUUCCAAUCUUUGUCAAUAGAACUUGCCUUUUUGUGAAAUUCUGGAUCCCCCCCUCAAUGUUAAACUGUUCCACAAUUUUUCAAACGUUUUUGUUUUGUCAAGUCAUUUGCGUAGAAAACAGCACUGCUUCUUAGGAAAGCAAUCUACAAAAUCACAGGUAAUUUCAAAUUUUUUUCCGUCUUCGUGUUUUGUUAUUAAUUUUUUCCGCGAUGGCCAGUUUCCUUCAUUUUGAGUCAACCCAUUUCCGUUUUAAUCGGCUCCUACUUAUUAGAAAAUCUAAUUUUACGAUAUUGAAAACAACACGGAGAAAGUAAUAAAAAGUAAUAAAGAAAAUGACUUAAAAUCAUUAAAUAUUAGGUAAAUGGAAAAAAACAAGUUUGUCACAAACCGGACAUGCUUGCUCCGCUACAAUGAUUGAAGAAUAUCCAUAUACUUCCUGAUAAUUAACAUAAAUAUUUAAUUUGUCGCUUCAAAUUUUAGAAAAUAAAACCUUUACUGCAAAGGCAAAACAGUUUUGGGUCUGAAAUAACGGUAAAAAUUUACACAAAAUAAAAAUACUAACGAAAUAGAAAGGUACUGUUCCGUUGUCACGCACACCUUGCGGACCUAUUAAUUUUUGCUAUGGGUUUCUCAGUAUUUCCUCUGAUUUUCUUAAAAUGUUUAACAGGGUUAUAUUCGUACCUAUGGCUCAGAAAAGAAUUUGCAGACCCCUAUCUCAAAAUUUUCAAACCAGUUUUUAUUUAUUUUUCCAUUUGCCUUGCCCUGGGUGAUAGUUCUUGAGGCAAAGAAUUGCCGCCUUUAAUGAGCAGUUUUACUUUUCAUCCGGCCAAAAUAUUCAUCUAAGCCGUUAAGUUUUUUUACGAUCAAAUAAUGGGCCCUCUUUUGUUGGAAGGAGAAAAUGAAGGCUAUAGUUUCUUUAUCGAGAACGAAAAAUACCGCACAGAGAAAUGACGGCUGCCAGGCCGACAGACGCUACGCGUUGAUUAACCCAUUGUCUUGAUAUCGCACUUAAUGGGUGCGCCCUUUAAAUAUUUUUCGCCGAGAAAAGCUUGCUUUAAGACCGCUUGGCCGAGAAAACACCUUUUAAUGCGAAGGAUUAAAAUACUCCUUAAAGAAAAACUCAUUGAUAAAUAAUUCUUGACACUUACUAGUUUUUCCUCACUGAAAGGAAUACAAGAUAUAUUUCAUCAAUUUUUUUCGAAGUUUUAGCACGCGAAUAAUAUACCAUGCCAGAACGUAUCUCUUUUACCAGUGGUACUGAUGAGUAUACAUUCUAACGAGUAAUUACGUUUGGAAGCCGGAUAAUUUCUUUCACCCGUUAAUAGCCCUCCAUUUUUCCGAGAUGUGAAAAAGUCACCUUCUACCUCAGUAAUUGCAAGCUGCAUCAUACUAAAGUCCGGAGUUCAUUUGGCCCAAACGUCCAAUCUUUUAUGCGUCUUCACUUCCAACUAAUCUGACAAACUGACUUAAUUAUAGCGUUCGGCAAAACAAAGGCAAGCUAACAUAAUUCUCCCGUCAUUAAGCCGUAUUUUGUCAGGAUGAAUUGGCUUAGAAAUGUAAAAGAAAAACCUUAAUGAAGUCUUCCGAGGAAAACAAAAGCCAUUCACAGUUUCAUUUACUACCGAAAGAUUAUUUUUCCUUUUCACUGCCGAACGGAUUUGUGCGAGGAAUUAUCAUUUUUAGACCAAUUUUUGGCUAAAUUUAAAAAAGACUGUAAUCUCCUACAACACAAAAAAUCUAUUUGCAUCAUGGUGGUGUAAAUUUCAAGUUCCGUUUUUUAUUUUCUUGUUAUGGCGCUCGGAGCAAAAUUUUCCUCUCAUCCAAUACCGAUUCAUUUGAUAAGAAUCCAUUGAUUAGGCAGAAAAAUAGGAGUUUAAGCCAAUAGAUGUUUUUUUCGCAUAAUUACCUUGUAAAGUCUGCGAGAGUCGAAAGCAAUUGUUGGACGAACCAAGUUCUAAUGAAACAUCAUUGUCAAGCGUUUCUUUACAAUUCCGGCGAAAACAAUUAACUUAACAGAGUGAUCGUUCUCUUCGAGGAAGAACAAGCGACAUAGGAUUCAGGUCAAUCUUUUUCUCUUUUUAUACUUUAUCCGGCAAAGUCUCAAGUGCGUCAAGACAGUUUUUUUGCUAAACUGUACGUUUCCGCAUUGGUUUCAAGCUAAUUACGUCAGUUUUGUUUGGACAAAGGAGCUGUGGAGUUCGCCGACAAAUUUUCUUGCUACAGAAGCUGCAUUUACAAGAUUUCAGUUGUUGACUUGAGCAGUGAUGACUCGUCCAAGAAAACGAGCGUACGAAAACUCAGAUAUUUCAUCAACCCGAAGUGUUUCAAAAGAUGACUUGAUUAUUCUCCAACCUGCCUGUAAGCUGCAAGAUCUGAAAAUUCAGGACACGAUUGAAGAGGUACUGAGAACAAAUUUAUGCGAUGUGAGUUUCGCUUCCUGGGACAGCGAAGCUCGAUGCGAUGCUCUCAGUAAAAUUAUCCAACAGAAACUAUGUGGCAUUCAACACCAGUUUUCUGACCUAGCAGUGGUCGUUCUAAUAGGUGGUGUGGACGAUACAGGAAUUGUCAAAGCUUCUCACAAAGUCUGGAAGCCGGAGUAUGACAGUUUCGCUUCAGCAUGGUACAAAAAUGACUCUCUUUUUGCCGUGGGCACCGUCUUUGCUACUUACGCCACAAGAAAUAUUUGA
Porites lobata is the source of this 7088-nucleotide messenger RNA. The record is from the annotation of a GenBank genome assembly. NCBI's taxonomy places the organism in Eukaryota, Metazoa, Cnidaria, Anthozoa, Scleractinia, Poritidae.